AAAGAGAGAAAAGUUGGAGGGAUGCAGGGCAGCACUGAAGGUAGAAGGGACUGAGCAGUGCCUUGGACCCGACCCCACUACCCACAGCCCAUUGGAUUCUGGGAAGUGCUCCUGCCUGAGAGGAAACUCAGUUCAGAAGGAGGAAGGACAGCAGAGGCCAGGUGCCUUGUUGGAGUUGAAGGUCUUCUCCUCAGAGCAAGAACAUGACAAUGAGAAGACAGAUGGAGGCAUCCUCUGUGUUUCCCUUCAAGGGGUGUACCCCCUGCCGAGGGUUCCUGCUCACAGCCUCCCUUGUAACCUGCUGGCUCCUGACUACUGCCCAGGUCAACAUUGAAUCGGUGCCAUUCAAUGUGGUUGAAGGGGAAAACGUCCUUCUUCUUGUCCACAAUCUGCCAGAGAAUCUCACAGCCUUUGCCUGGUAUAGAGGGCUGAGGAAAAUUGGAGUAUACAUACUGAACACUGAAGUAAGUGUGACGGGGCCAAUGUACAGCGGUAGAGAGACAGUGUACAGCAAUGGUUCCCUGUGGAUCCGCAAUGUUACCCAGAAGGACACAGGAUUCUACACUCUACGAACAGUCAAUACACGUGGAGAAACUGUAUCAACAACAUCCUUGUACCUCUACGUGUACACCUCUCUUUUCGUCUGUGGGCGUCCUUUUAACCCUGCCAAGCUCACUAUUGAAUCAGUGCCGCCCAGUGUUGCUGAAGGGGGGAGCGUUCUUCUCCUCGUUCACAAUCUCCGGGACAAGCUUCGAGGGUUUUUCUGGUACAAAGGGGCGUCUAUGUCUAGCAACCAUGAGAUAGCCCGAUACAGAACAGCCAAGAAUUCAAGUGUGCCAGGCCCUGCCCACAGCGGUAGAGAGACGGUGUACAGCAAUGGAUCCCUCCUGCUCCAGAAUGUCACCCGGAAUGACACUGGGUUCUACACCCUACGAACUCUGAAAAGACAUCGGAAAAUGGAAUUGGCACACGUGCAACUUCAGGUGGACACCUCCCUUUCCUCGUGCUGUGACCCUCUCACCUCUGCCCCACUCAUGAUAGAUCCAGUGCCACGGCAUGCGGCUGAAGGGGAAAGCGUCCUUCUCCGUGUUCUUAAUCUGCCAGAAGACUUUCAAGUGUUUUACUGGUACAGAGGGGUGUCUACCUUCCAGGUCUUUAAAAUUGCAGAAUAUAGCAGAGCCAGGAAUUCCAUCACCAAGGGGCCUGCAGAAAGCAGAACAGAGAGAGUGUACACCAACGGAUCCCUGCUGCUCCAGGACGUCACCGAGAAAGACACGGGCUUGUACACUCUACAAAUGAUAGACAGUAGUUUCAACAUUGAAACAGCACCUGUCCAAGUCACUGUGCACAAGCCUGUGACGCAGCCUUUCCUGAGAGUCACGGAGAGCACCAUUACAGUACAGAGCUCAGUGGUCUUCACUUGCUUCUCAGACAACACUGAGAUCUCCAUCCGUUGGCUCUUCAAGAAUCAUUAUCUGCAGCCCACAGAGAGGAUCACACUGUCCCCAUCUAAGUGCCAACUCGGCAUAAAUCCUGUCAGGAAGGAGGAUGCUGGAGAGUAUCGAUGUGAGGUCUUCAACCCAGUCAGCUCAAAGACCAGUCUCCCAGUCAGUCUGGUUGUGAGGAAUGAGUGACCCCUCCUCUCAUGCUACAGCAGAGGGGUAGCAUUCCUUUGUCAAUGAGGUACAAAAUGGAUGCAAUUUCCAUAGUAAAAAUUGUCAGUAACUGGUCAUGUACCUCCAGCAUGGUGGCUCCUGCCUGUAGUUCUGACACAACAAGGUACAGAAGAACAGGCCAAAAGGAACAGGUGCCCAAAGGAAAAUAGAGACAUCGAUACAGUAAACAGUAUUGCAACUGUGUUAAGACAUUAGGUUGUGGAUUGAAUGUAUCACCAACCCCGAGAAUCUAUGGCAACUAGUAUCAGGAGUCUCCAAACUUUGGAUGUUCCAUGUGCCCUGUUAACAUGGUCCAGUGUUUGCACAGCGACAAAUAUGCACUCAUAUGCUCCAAUAGUUUCACCUAACCCCAAGGCUGGACCCCAGUCACCCAUGGGAAGUGCAGAAGAUGGCAGAAAGGACUGACCAUUUUUCUCAGUGCACAUAACUGGCUACUAGAUAGUUUUGAUCUACAGUUUCUUUGAUGCACAGAAUUGAAAUCCUUUGUGUAAAAGCCAACUGGAAUGUUUGUAUCCUAAGGGUGGCAGGCACAACGUGACCUUGCACACAAUUCUUUUCUGUAAGCAUAAAUAAAUAAAUAUAAUAUAGAUGAUAUAUAAAAA
This is a messenger RNA of Rattus rattus (black rat), 2278 nucleotides long. RefSeq names its product pregnancy-specific glycoprotein 22-like. Bases 204 to 1634 code for a protein of 476 amino acids. Gene Ontology annotation, biological process: T cell activation. The transcript has 5 exons. NCBI's taxonomy places the organism in Eukaryota, Metazoa, Chordata, Mammalia, Rodentia, Muridae. Gene Ontology annotation, cellular component: external side of plasma membrane. The record is from RefSeq and is a predicted model, not a curated record.